GGCACCGCUGAGGGGAGCGGACCUCCCCGAGCAGGCGCGUCCGACACCACCAUGCAGCGCCCGGGUCCCCGCCUGUGGCUGGUCCUUCAGGUGAUGGGGUCGUGCGCCGCCAUCAGCUCCAUGGACAUGGAGCGCCCGGGGGACGGCAAGUGCCAGCCGGUCGAGAUCCCGAUGUGCAAGGACAUCGGCUACAACAUGACCCGCAUGCCCAACCUGAUGGGCCACGAGAACCAGCGCGAGGCCGCCAUCCAGCUGCACGAGUUCGCGCCGCUGGUGGAGUACGGCUGCCACGGCCACCUCCGCUUCUUCCUGUGCUCGCUGUACGCGCCCAUGUGCACCGAGCAGGUCUCCACCCCCAUCCCCGCCUGCCGGGUCAUGUGCGAGCAGGCCCGGCUCAAGUGCUCCCCGAUCAUGGAGCAGUUCAACUUCAAGUGGCCCGACUCGCUGGACUGCAGCAAACUCCCCAACAAGAACGACCCCAACUACCUGUGCAUGGAGGCGCCCAACAACGGCUCGGACGAGCCAGCCCGCGGCUCGGGCAUGUUCCCGCCGCUCUUCCGGCCGCAGCGGCCCCCGGGCGCGCAGGAGCACCCGCUGAAGGAUGGGGGCCCCGGGCGCGCGGGCUGCGCCAACCCGGGCAAGUUCCACCACGUGGAGAAGAGCGCGUCGUGUGCGCCUCUGUGCACGCCCGGCGUGGACGUGUACUGGAGCCGCGACGACAAGCGCUUCGCCGUGGUCUGGCUGGCCGUGUGGUCCGUCCUCUGCUUCUUCUCCAGCGCCUUCACCGUGCUCACCUUCCUCAUCGACCCCGACCGCUUCCGCUACCCGGAGCGCCCCAUCAUCUUCCUCUCCAUGUGCUACUGCGUGUCCUCGCUGGGCUACAUCAUCCGCCUCUUCGCAGGAGCCGAGAGCAUCGCCUGCGACCGGGACAGCGGCCAGCUCUACGUCAUCCAGGAGGGCUUGGAGAGCACCGGCUGCACCCUCGUCUUCCUGGUGCUCUAUUACUUCGGCAUGGCCAGCUCGCUCUGGUGGGUGAUUCUCACGCUCACUUGGUUCCUGGCUGCCGGCAAGAAGUGGGGCCACGAGGCCAUUGAGGCCAACAGCAGCUACUUCCACCUGGCGGCCUGGGCCAUCCCGGCCGUGAAGACCAUCCUGAUCCUGGUGAUGCGCAGGGUGGCGGGGGACGAGCUCACCGGCGUCUGCUACGUGGGCAGCAUGGACGUGAACGCGCUCACCGGCUUCGUGCUCAUCCCCCUGGCCUGCUACCUCGUCCUCGGCACCUCCUUCAUCCUCUCCGGCUUCGUGGCCCUCUUCCACAUCCGGAGGGUGAUGAAGACGGGCGGGGAGAACACGGACAAGCUGGAGAUGCUCAUGGUGCGGAUCGGGGUGUUCUCGGUGCUCUACACCGUGCCGGCCACCUGUGUGAUCGCCUGCUACUUCUACGAGCGCCUCAACAUGGAGUACUGGAAGGUGCUCGCCACGCAGCGGAAGUGCAGGGUGAACAACCAGACCAAGAGCCUGGACUGCCUGAUGGCCGCGUCCAUCCCCGCCGUGGAGAUCUUCCUGGUGAAGAUCUUCAUGCUGCUGGUGGUGGGCAUCACCAGCGGGGUGUGGAUCUGGACGGCCAAGACGCUGCAGUCCUGGCGCGGCGUGUGCGGCCGCCGGUUCAAGAAGAAGAACCGGAGGAAACCAGCCAGCGUCAUCACCCACAGCGGGAUUUACAAAAAGGCCCAGCACCCCCAGAAAACGUACCCGGGGAAAUGCGAAAUCCCUGCCCAGCCUCCCGCCUGUGUGUGAACCGGCUGGGGGGGCGGGGGGCAGAGCUGGGAACUUUCCCACAGAGGGUACGGUGGCCGGCAGAGCCA
Molecule: messenger RNA, 1865 nt
Organism: Molossus molossus (Pallas's mastiff bat)
Lineage: Eukaryota; Metazoa; Chordata; Mammalia; Chiroptera; Molossidae
Gene: FZD10
Product: frizzled class receptor 10
Exons: 1
Coding region: 52-1797 (581 amino acids)
Biological process (GO): non-canonical Wnt signaling pathway; canonical Wnt signaling pathway
Cellular component (GO): plasma membrane
Molecular function (GO): Wnt receptor activity; Wnt-protein binding
Source: RefSeq, a predicted model, not a curated record